UUUUUUUUUUUGUUUUAUACAUAUUUAUAUAUAUAUAUAUUGUUAUACCUUUUUAUUCCCCUUUCUUUUUAUAUAUAUAUAUAAGUAUACACACAAAACAAUAAUGGUUGUAGCUCUUCCACGAUCAGUAUCUCCUACUCCUCAAAAACCAAUGUCAAAGAAACUGAUUGCUUUACAAUUGUGCAUUGUCUUUUUACUUGGUUUCUUCUUUAUGUGUAGUGUCCAAGUCAAUCGCACAGGUAACUAAAAUAAAAUAAAAUAAAAUAAAUAUAAAACUAAUAUCAUUAUUGUUUUAGUUGAUAAUUGUUCUUCUGAUUUGAAUUUUUGUCGGUCACCUGAUAUGGAUAUUCGUUUGGAAGACAAUAAUUUGGAAUUAAUUCAACAUGAUCAAUUAUCACCAUCUGAACAAAUUACUAUUCAAACACCUAAACGAACUGAAUUUCCUUACACGAUUGUUACUGCUUCCAGUGCCAAUCAUUUAUGUUCUUUGGAAAACUUUUUAUAUUCUCUUCAUGCUUUACGAUCUCAAGUCGCACCAGAAGACUUUCCUCGCAUAGUUGUAUACAAUAUUGGUAUGAAUCGAACUCAACUCCCUGUUUUGGAUCAACUACAAGAACAUGGAUUAAUAGAUGAUGUAGAAACAUUUGAUUAUUUUCAAUAUCCUCGCUUUUGGGAUGUUGCUAUCAAUGCUGGUGAAUAUGCUUGGAAAACUGGAAUUGUCAAUGAAGCUCGCAUCAAAUAUGGUGGUACCUUGGUAUGGUUGGAUGCUGGUAAUGUCGUCACUGCUGACUUUUUACGUAAUAUUCCAUCCAUCAUUCAAGAACAUGGUGGAUUUUGGUCUCCUCGUAGCUCGUAUACCAUGGGACGUUGGACUCAUCAAGGCAUGUACGAUUACUAUGGUGCCAAUGCUCGUGCUUAUGCUAGGAAUAUUAAUUGCAAUGGUGCCGCAGUAGGAUUUGAUACUACCAAUAGUACUAUUGUGGAUGAUAUUAUUAUUCCUUGGUUCCUUUGUGGAAUGGAUAAAAACUGUAUUGCUCCUCCUGGUUCAUCAAGAAAAAAUCAUCGACAAGAUCAAGCUGCUUUGACCUUUUUGGCUUAUAAGAAUGGACAUAAAUGUACUCUUCCUCCUGCUCGUUUCCAUAAACUUCAAAUUCAUCGUGAUGUAGCCUGUCGUUCAAGUCUAUUGGAAUUAGAAGUAGAUGGAUCUCUUUAUCAUCCUUCUUCUGUGGAUUUCCCCAAGUGGUAUAGAAGCGAUACUUUGGAAUUAUACAAUCAUCCUGAAUGGCGUUAUCCUGAAGACAAAGUACCUGCCCAUAUCAAAUCUUUAGUUGAACCUCCUGCAUUCCUAUAGACUCUUUUUUUUUUUUCUUUUAUGUACAAAUUAUCUCCCCUGACUCAUAAUCAACACAUCAUUUUAUUAUUAUUUAUUUACCAUCAUCAUCAUUACUAUUAUUAUUGUGACAUAGUUUAGCAUUUAUUUUUCUUUUGUGCCUUCCCCAUUCCUUUCCUUUAUAUUUUGAUACAACUAUUUACAUACAAAAUGAAACAAAAAUAAACGAUUGGAUUUGUAUAUACAUCAA
Halteromyces radiatus is the source of this 1580-nucleotide messenger RNA. RefSeq lists its product as uncharacterized. The transcript has a single exon. The record is from RefSeq and is a predicted model, not a curated record. The coding region runs from base 341 to 1351 and encodes 336 amino acids. NCBI's taxonomy places the organism in Eukaryota, Fungi, Mucoromycota, Mucoromycetes, Mucorales, Cunninghamellaceae.